Aspergillus vadensis CBS 113365 is the source of this 1416-nucleotide messenger RNA. RefSeq lists its product as uncharacterized. NCBI's taxonomy places the organism in Eukaryota, Fungi, Ascomycota, Eurotiomycetes, Eurotiales, Aspergillaceae. Bases 84 to 1214 code for a protein of 376 amino acids. The transcript has 7 exons. The record is from RefSeq and is a predicted model, not a curated record.
UCGGUACAGCUUUAUAUUUCGAGGACCUCCAAAGUGUCCCCCCUUGCUCGAGCAACAAUGAUAUAUUGUUAAGUCCGGCCACCAUGCCUGACGACAAAGGCCCACAGAUCACUGCUGUGUCCUGGAGCUUUGGAAGCGUGGCGAUCAUAGUCGUCGCCAUUCGACUGUACACCCGGCUAAUACUGACUCGCAAAGCAGGCUGGGACGACUUCUUUAUUGUCCUUUCCCUGGUAGGUCAACCCUGCGAGAUCCUACCGCAAAAGAUAGCGGCUAACUCAGGCGCCGCAUGGAUGCAGUUGAGCGCUGUUGUAUGUUCAGGGUUAGCGCAAACCGGCGUGCAUUAUGGGCUGGGAAAACACAUGGCCGACAUUUCCAAUGGGGAAUGGAAAAUCGAGGCCUUCAAAUAUACCGUCAUCGCACCCAACUUCUCCAUGGUCAGCACCACAACAGGCAAGCUAUCGGUGGCCGUCUUCCUGCUGCGCCUGAUGGGCCAGACAGCGUCCCCGGCAAAACGAUGGUUCCUCUAUAUUUUUAGUGUAAUAUCCAUUGCUUGGAACGUGCUGGCCAUCGUUGCCAUCAUGGGGUACUGCCGGCCUGCGGAGAAGAUCUGGCGGCCAGAGGUUCCCGGCUCCUGCUUUAGCUUGAAGUUUCAGCUGAUUGCUGGGAUAUCGCAAGCCUCAUUCAACGCUUUUGCCGACCUUACCUUAGCCUUGUUUCCAGUCAUCAUUUUUUGGUCCGUCCAGCUGCCCUGGAAAAUGAAGCUGGGGGUUAUAGCUGUCAUGGGGGCGGGAAUCCUGGCGGCGGCAGCAACCUUGGUCAAGGCCAUUCUUCUAAAAAGCCUUCCGGUCCAUUCAGACAUAACCUGGUCAUGGGCCGAUAUUACAACAUGGUACUCAAUUGAGAUGUACGUUAUCAUAAUCUGCGCCACUCUCCCGACUCUCCGACAAUCAUACAACUUUGCCUUGCAUCGAACACGCUACGCAGGUUCAUACUACAAACGUUCCCACUCCGAAGCAGCAGCAGCAGCAAGACACAAGCCAAUUCCUCUCGCUCCUUCCCACGAAGAUACUCUCAUCUCUCCCGCAAGAGGUUCGAACCAUACUAUCAUCACGAAAACUACCGAGAUUGAGGUCCACGAGGAAAAUAAGUCCAGACGGGAUAUCGAGAAUCCUCAUUUCCCGCGCGCGAAUCCGUUUAGGAGAGGUCAUCAGUAGGAAACGAGGGAUGGGGUGAUCCGGGGAUGAUGGUUUGUAUGUUAACUAUAUUGAUAUUUUGUUAAAGAGACGAGGCUUCGCAUGUACGAUAGCAGUAGUGGCCGAGUCGAAAAAUUGCUCUUUUCCCACUGUGUUCAGGAAUUCAUUUUCCCGAGAGACAGAGAUGGAGAGAGAAUAUUAAUGCGACCACCAGUUUGAAGGA